AUGUCGUCUAUGCUCGAGAAGAAGUCUCCACAAGAAAUGAUUCUACCAGGCGCUGGGGACCCUACUUCAGAUGCUGGUGUGUCACUAGAAAAGAAAUCAAGUCCUCGAACCGACCUUUUCCGAACUCUCGCACACCUCCUUCUCUCCCUCGGUUGGCUGGCUCCGAUACUCGCUGUUUCUGUGUUGAACUUUAGAAGUUAUGUUGUGGGCACGAAUCUGUCCUGUGGAGUCAGACGCUGUAGGGCCGACCCUUGGGCAGUCGAGGCUGCUGGAAGCCAGCAAUUCGAGUCGCAUGACCACGAAAUACUCAACGCUCUUCAGCUGGUUGCCAAGGCAUUAGAGAUAUGGUUUGUGUUUCUGGCAGGCGUCGUGGUCUUCGGUCUGACAAUAUUGCUCGCCGGAAAGGGGGACGGACUUCCGAUGCGGCACCUCAAGAUCCCCUUUGAUUAUACAGACCUGGGCUCCUUUCUCGAGCCGUCACUUUGGACUUCUAUCAUCCCGCGCAUUGAGACUCGUCCACAGCCAAGAAGCGACGCUACCAGAAGUCUGCAGCCUACGACAAGUAGACGCAACCUGUAUAUUUUUGUGGGGUUUGUAUUGGCGAUCGGUAUUGUUUGUAACUUGAUGGGGCCGGUCACAGCAGUGUUGCUCUUACCAUCUCUGUCGUGGAGAGAGGUUGGAGUACCCGAGAAAUAUCGCGUGUUUACAGAUAUGGCGUCAACAGACCCCCCGAUGAACCCAAAGUUCCUCAAUAGUGGGUGGUGCACAUUGGCAAACCUCACUGCUGGCAACUAUUCCUGCGUGUCCAGCGAGAUUGACACGAUGUUGUUACAGACAGAUGGAACCAUUCCAUCUGUCAAUUCGGAGGAACUUGUCUCGUUUGUUUUCAAUUACACCUGGGACCCAAUCUUCGAUUUCUGGGAUAUCCUUGCUCCCAAUAGACAGGUCCUGGACUCCAUUAGUGAUGAUUAUUAUGGAUGGUCAUCUAUCUAUAAUCCGGAUUAUAAUCCACCCGUCGAUCUAGCAAACUUCAGCGUGUCGACCUUCCAAGCUCUCAGUAAUGCUCGGGAAGUGAUCGUUCACCGCCAGGGCCCCUCUCUCCUCCUUUCUGGAGGUUGUUUCGCGGCUGUUUCUACAUCUGCUGUUCACAUUUCUAACGACAAGGGUGUUUUUUGCUACGACUUCACGGGAUACUACAUUCCAACACUGUUUCCCGUAUCAGGAACUUCCAAUGAAGAAAAUGUAUCAACCAUGUGUAUGCCCACUGGCUCCGGCUGGACAGGAGACAACGCACACUCCGAAUUUCAAGUCGCAAACUACUCUUCCUCUGACCCGAUCGCGGUGAACGUGUACUCGACGGAAAAAGUCAUAUAUCUCAACCAGUCGACACAUCAUUGCGCUACUGGAACAAACGCGACCAAUUCGACUUCCUGUGACUGGAACUCCAUGUUUGCAGCAGACAUCGAAAGCGAUAUGAGAAAUAUAUCAAUCAAUCCCCUCGUUGCCGAGUACUACAGCUCUGACAACUCUACCUUUUGGAUAUGUCUUUCCUUCUCCUAUCUACGACUUUCAACCUACAUUCUAGACACUUCGGGCAACAAUCCUUUUAGCCUUGGCCUUGUUGAGCUGCAGGGUGAGGAUGUAAUUCACCCCGCGGAUGACCCCAUAUUCAUUCAUCCAGACUGGGUUUUGGCAUCCCUGUCAGUGGAUCGCGGCAGCACAGUCCCUGAGUAUCGCGGCAGCUCAACAGUGCUUGCGGAUGCGCUCCAGUUCUCGGGGUCUGAUGAGUCCAUUGGUCUCGCCGAGGUCCAUGCAAUUAUCAUGGGGCAGGCUUUAUCACUGAUUAACUAUGCGACGGAAGAUGUCAACUCUACGAGCGACAAACUGCCAACUUCUACUCCAAUGCUCAAUGUCAGCCUCCUUCUAUAUGCCUGGAUGUAUGGAUUGCAGUCUGUAACAUCCAAGCUGGGGGUCGCAGUAGCACUAAUUGGGUGUGUGAUUGUAUUACUUGGAAUUGUGAUAAAGGCAUGGAGGCGCACCGUACCACGGGAUCUGCUUGACUUUGUCACGGUAGCUUUGAAGCAGACCCCGCCGGAAGUCUUGAAAAAUCUAGAGGAGAAGGAAACGGUGAAGGUCAGAUUCAGGAUGAGAAACCAAAAAGACACAGAGUUUGAGUUUUGAUAGAAGAUUCUGUAAGGCCGUCAAUAGAUGUCUGAGACUAUUAUGGAGUAUGGACUCUAACGAAAGACGCAUCUUCAGCACACGAG
Messenger RNA from Hyaloscypha bicolor E, 2267 nucleotides. RefSeq lists its product as uncharacterized. Bases 1 to 2181 code for a protein of 726 amino acids. NCBI's taxonomy places the organism in Eukaryota, Fungi, Ascomycota, Leotiomycetes, Helotiales, Hyaloscyphaceae. The transcript has a single exon. The record is from RefSeq and is a predicted model, not a curated record.